Molecule: messenger RNA, 5572 nt
Organism: Trichogramma pretiosum
Lineage: Eukaryota; Metazoa; Arthropoda; Insecta; Hymenoptera; Trichogrammatidae
Product: zinc finger protein 236-like
Exons: 22
Coding region: 275-5182 (1635 amino acids)
Biological process (GO): regulation of cytokine production; regulation of immune system process; negative regulation of transcription by RNA polymerase II
Cellular component (GO): nucleus
Molecular function (GO): sequence-specific DNA binding; DNA-binding transcription factor activity, RNA polymerase II-specific; zinc ion binding
Source: RefSeq, a predicted model, not a curated record
UCUCGUGUUGUUGCACAUUCGACUCGUGCGCCCACCACUUUCCUCGUUACCAAUCCCAUAUAUCGCUGAAUAUGACCAUAUCUGGAAGUCUGGUUGCACUUAAGCCGUUCGAUUCAUGGCCAUAUAAAGGGGACGAUGAUGCAUCGGGUGCAUACUAAACUCAGUGUUUUCAGCGUUUUAUAGUAGAGUGAAUUUCUUAUAACUGGUGGACGCUAAUUACUUAUGCAGAAAUAUAUGGGCGCUGUUUCAGAUGCUCUGAUAUUGAAAAUUGUUUAUGUUAAACAUGUUUAAAAUGAGUGCAUCUCCAUUAGGAAUGAAUUUUUUGUUGACUGACGAUGGAAACACAUUGUUGGCUAUGCGUCAAGCGAAAGAUGGAACGCUGGAGCUUAUGUCGACUCCAGUUACAAUUGUUGGUAAUACAUCUAAUCAAGUUUUACAGUCUUUGACUAAUUCAAUGCUACGUUUCAAAUCCAACUAUAGUGAUCCAAACAGUCUUUCUGUAGACAAUGUACAGUUUAAAUCAUUACAUAGUUCACAUUCAAUUUCCAUCAAUCAAGUACAUUCAUCAAAUAUGAAUAGUACUGUGUCUCACCAUUUAAAAGAUUUUAAGGAAAAUAUUGAAUGUGAUGACGAGUUGCUUGAAUUUUCUCAAGAACUUUCUUGCUGUGGCAGAAAUGCAUCCAGUACACAAAACUGUGAUAAACAAUAUUCUGGUAAGCGUAGUAAAAAAUCAACAGCAUCCAAAAAACAAGCAAAAGGCAAAAGUAAAAAUAAGGGUGUAAAAGAUUUAUACCAGUGUGAUAUGUGUGCAGAAGAAUUUGAAAAAUAUUCCGUUUACCAAAAACACUUGCAUGACCAUGCUUUUGAUAAAGCUUAUCGCUGCCCAAAAUGUGCUGAAUCGUUUAAUGCACCACUCAAUUUCAAACUACACAUGGCCAUACACAAGCUCGGCAGCCCAAAGUGUCCGGAAUGCGGGAGGAAAUUUUCGCGCUUAGCGAGUCUGAAAACUCACAUGAGAGUCCACGAGAUCGACGAAAGUCUUUACUGCACCGAAUGCGACGACGUAUUCGACUCCAAGGCACAACAGGAGGAGCACCUGAAGCUUCACCAAGAGAAAUGGACCUCGGAGGAGUAUCGCAACUGCAAGCUCUGCCGCAAAAAUUUCACCCAGCCGGCCCUGUAUCGGCAACAUCUGCGCGACCACUACAGGGUCCAGGAGAAAUACAUCAAGCAGACGAGCAGAGGUGCCAGACUGCGCACCAGCUACAAGUGCAACAUAUGCUUCAAAGUCUUCAGAUCGCCGAGCUUUCUGUCCAGACACAUACGCGUUCACACUCGGGAGAGGCCGUACAAGUGUAAAUUAUGCCAAAAGGGUUUUUCGCAAAAAAGCUCGCUGCGCACGCACGAGUGGACGCACAGCGGCACCAAGCCCUUCUCCUGCGACGAGUGUCAAGCUAGAUUUGCCAUACACAGCAAUUUGCGAAUACACGUGAAACGUCACGAGAAAAAUCGGCGAGAUCGAUGUCGGUCGCGGGCGCACAAGAGCUCGCACUGUUCCCUGGCCUUCAAAGAGCCGAGGGUGCUCGCUCGGCACACGAGCCGUUUCCACAAUCGGAAUGUCAAAAGCGCGGCAACUGAGCAAUCUUCAAACGCCGCCACUAUCGCGGCAAACUCCGCCGCUACCGAGAAUACGGGUCAGCGUAACGAGCAAGAGCACAGAAUCCAAGACGGAGAAGAACAAGAGCAGCGACUUGAGCCAGAGCAGAGAUGCCAAGAUGAAAGUGCAGCAAAUGACAACGAGCAGGAAGUCGAGCAAGACAGUCAGGGCUUCGAAUUGAUGGAAAGCGACGACGAUGUCGACGACGCUGAAGACGACGACGAGGAAAUCGACGGGGGCGUCGUUAAAAAGAAACUUUCCGAUCCAGACAAAUGGAAGUACGUGCAAGUGAAUCAUCGGAUCAUAGACGGAAAGAAAGUUUACGAGUGCUUGUACUGUGAUAAAAUAGCCAAAAAGCCAUCAGACAUAGUUAGACAUUUAAGUACCCACACAGGCGAAAAACCAUUCAAGUGCGACGAGUGCAAUCAAUCGUUUACCCUCAAAGGCUCUCUAGUCGUUCACAAGAAAAAAAUUCACGGAGGAGACGCCGUCACCUGUCCAAAGUGCCCAGCUGAGCUUCCAAGUAAACAAGCGCUCAAGGAUCAUUUGAAAACGCACAACAAGUUCGUGUGCAAAUUGUGCGAGGCGUCUUUCGAAAAUUUCGAGGCGAUGCGCGAGCACGCGAACGAGCACAACACACCGGCCGAGGUGAAGAACCGACGCCGCAAAAUGGAGAAAAAGACCGGCUACUUGACGCGCAAACCCAAAAAUCAGAGCUGGUCCGAGGAGGUGGAACAGCUGGCGGCCAAAGUCGAGCUGGCCAAGCCGCUCGUGCUGACCCAGUCGGGCGACGGUCUACUCAGAGCCGAGCCUCAGUUGCGCCAGCAGCACGGACGGGGCGAGGGUCGGCCCCACAAGUGCCCCAGCUGCACGGCCGCCUUCAUGAAGCUCAGCCACCUGCAGCAGCACUACCGCAAGCACACGGGCGAGCGACCCUUCGUUUGCGAGAUUUGCGACAAGCCGUUCAUUACGAAGAGUGCGCUCAAGGCUCACUACACGAUUCACAACAAGACGAAAAAUUUCAAGUGCGUGACGUGCCACGCGACUUUUUCCAACUCGAGCAGCUUGAAGAGGCACCAAACGACUCACGUGAACAAGCGUCCCUUUAUGUGUCCUUACUGCAACAAAACUUUCAAGACCAGUGUCAAUUGCACCAAGCACAUGAAAAUACAUCAAAAAGAGGUUGCGCAGGAGGUUCUUGAACAACAGAAAAAGCAAGCGACUCGACCACCGACUCCAGUAACUGUACAAGAAAAUUUACUUGCCGAUAAUGAAUACAAUAUGCCUUUAAUUGUAAAUAUAAAUCAGUCCAUGCAAACGGUAACACAAAAUCAAAGCCAAACUGUAUUCAUUGAUCCAAAAUGCUCUUAUCUUAAUUCGCCAAUUGCUUCAGUAUUAAACGAGCCUCAAAACGUCGAUGUUGUUUCAAAUCAGAAUUCAGUUAUUUCCAAUGAUCUGAACACUGCCAAUUUGUCUAAUUUUACCGCAGAUACAACGUACACGGUGGAGAACAUGCAUGAAAUUGAAUCGUUGCAUCAACAAUUGUAUAACAUGGGCUUGAAUUUCGGGCUGAAUACUCCAGAAAAGACAAUCGAAGAUUCGAAUUUCUUGCCAAAUAGAGAUCAGCAUCCAACUUUGAGCAUCAUUUACGACAAUGGUAAAGUGGAUUCAUCGGUCGAUUUGAAUACAUUUUCUUCUCAACUCGAAAGUCUCGGUAUCAAUCAGUUGGCAUUUCAAGACGUUGGCGAUUCCAAUGUUGCCUUAGCCUCGAACAACACUGCUGCGCCCAUCAACUUGUGUUCCGAAGUUAUGGAGCAACAACAGCAGCAACAAAAUAGUCUCAAUGUUUUGGCCUCGCAUCAGAAUCAAAGUGCUAAUCUGAAGCUUCAAAACGUCAAUCCGAACAUGCAAAGCGCCGCGCCAAAGAUAGACGGCUCCGACUUGAAUAUACAAAGGGCCCUAUGUUUAAGCGAUAGUAAUUUUAGCAACGGCUUUUUGUGCACCUCGCCUAUGGAUAUACUCAAUGAGAAGUUCCUUGAGCAAAACGAGGGGUUCAUUAGCGAGGAUCAAAAUCUACAGUGCCAUAUAUGUGAUAAGCAGCAACUGUCAGUGAAGGAUCUGCAAAAACAUUUGAAAAUUCAUCAGGUUCGAGUCAAGGAGUACGAGUGUUUUCAGUGUUCUUACAAAUUUCACUCCAAUAGUGGGCUAAGUAGACACAUGAAAACUCACAAGAAUCAAGAGACCCACAAAUGCUACGAGUGCAAUCAAGAGUUUCCCACAUCGCUGCAGUUGAGGGAGCACAUAAAAGAACAUGUAAAAUAUGAAUUGGCACGUAAAAAUGCCGCAGGGGACUCGGAUGUAUCGGUAGACAUGGAUUUGGGUUCGGAUAAGAAAAGUCCCAAAUCAAAGAAAAACGUUUGUGAUUACUGCUCAAAAAUGUUCGGCAAACCCAGCGAUCUCGUGAGGCACGUAAGAAUUCACACUGGCGAAAAGCCCUACAAGUGCGAAUAUUGCGCCAAGAGUUUCGCCGUCAAAUGCACUUUAGUGGCACACCUGAAAAUUCACAACGGUCAUAAAUCAUUUCAGUGUCACGUGUGUAAUAGUAUGUUCGCCUCGAAGGGUGGUCUCAAAGUACACAUGCGGCUGCACACAGGAGCCAGGCCGUUCGAGUGCAACGAGUGCGGCCUGAAAUUCCGAACAUCCGGACACCGUAAAGUUCACAUGCUGACGCACAGUCAAGAAGUUCCAAGCAUCGUUAAUAAUAGCAACGUUAGCCAGGCUCAACUCAUCGUCGACAACGACAUGAGCAAUGGUAAGCUCGUUGAUCUGCCGAUGGUCGAAACGGACGUAGAAAAAUUAUUGGAAAAUAGUCACUGGAUGGAGAACUUGAAGUUCUUGAUGAACAACGGCUUGGCCAACAUUCAAGACGGCCAAAAUGAAAUUGAAGCUGACGCUCAACAGCAGCAAGAACAGCAAUCCCAAGCCACAUCGCCUCUCGUUUUCUCAACGUCACUGGACAACGAGCAAAGCCUAGUCGAGGGCGAGAACUGCGUACUACUUAAGUUACAAGAAACACUGCCAGAACAAAUUAAUGAAGAAAAGCAAGAAAUAGCAACCGGAAGCGGUAAAUUACGGCAAUGUGUUCAGUGUAGCAAAACAUUCUCGAAGCCUUUCCAGCUCGAGCGACACUAUCGUGUCCACACCGGGGAACGGCCCUUCGUCUGCGACUUGUGCGACAAGUCCUUUACUCAAAAGUCUACGCUCGAUCUUCAUCGCAAGAGCCACUCGGGCGAGAAGCCGUAUUCUUGUCCUCACUGCUCGCGUCAUUUCACGCAGUCCUGCAAUUUACGCACUCACGUGGGCCGCAUUCACAGGGACAAGCUGGCCGAUGCAACGCAAGAACUUCAAGAUGAGCAACAUGAACCACCGCAGUUUGUAACUUACGAAUCCAAAGUCGUGCUGCAAUCUAUUGAAGAUUCCAGCAUUCAGUUCGAUGAUUUGUCGUUUGCUGAUUUAUUGGCAUGAUAAAGCUAGUACGAACACUUUUUCACAACUAAUUAAUUUUUUGAACAGAAAAGCGCUCUCUUUACGAAUGAAAAUUUUAGCCAUAAAAAAUAUUAUAAAAUCAUUGUCGUUUGCUUGAUCUUCAAGCACUUGAGUAACAAAUAAUUUUUAUUUAUUUCUACUGUUGAAUGUUAAUUUAAAUUUUUAUAAGCAGAUGUUUUUUAUGAUAUCAAAAGAAAUUAUUACAUUUGAAUGAUCUAUAUGUAUGUGUUUUAUACUUGGUAACAUUAAGAAUUUUAAGACUGAAGUUUUAUGAACUUUGAUUAAGAAGCAAUAGUGUUAUUUUUUUAAAUAUUUAUUAAAUUAUUAAAUAUUUAACAAAUAACAACAUAAUGAACUUUUUUACACAAG